Molecule: messenger RNA, 2553 nt
Organism: Heterostelium album PN500
Lineage: Eukaryota; Evosea; Eumycetozoa; Acytosteliales; Acytosteliaceae
Product: class I SAM-dependent methyltransferase
Exons: 3
Coding region: 1-2553 (850 amino acids)
Molecular function (GO): S-adenosylmethionine-dependent methyltransferase activity
Source: RefSeq, a predicted model, not a curated record
AUGGCUAAAAGGAAAUCAAAAUUAUUCAAAAUUAUUCUGUUAUUAUCUAUUAUUUUUAUUAUACUUUCAAUAGGAGUUGGAAUAUUCUUUAUAAUUUUGUUUGUUGAACCAAUAUCAGUUAGUAUUUUAAAUAAUAAUGGUGAUGACCUAUCAUUCUCUUGGGGUGACACAAUCGAUCUGCAUGCAAAUAUUAAUAGAGGAUGGAAAUCUUUGGUCAAGUACAGAUGGGAAUUGGUACCAAAUCAAAAUUCAACAUUGAUAAUGGAGAGUAUAUUCAUUAAGGAUGCAGGUUCUAAUUUGAAACUACAAGUGGAUGAUUUGCUUUAUUUUGAAAUAAAGGCCUUCAGAGUUCAUGCUUCAUACCUAAGUGACCAAUUAUUUGUUAGGUCAUCGGAUAUCCAACUUUAUUCUUAUUUAUUGGCAAAUGAAACAAAGUUUGUUGAAAGAGAUCAUGUGCAAUCUUGGAAUCCAAACACCAAUGUUCUACAGUUAAAUGGUAGUUCUUUUUCAGAUAUUAAAGUUGGUGACAUAGUUUUAGAAUCGGAAGGUCUGUUUUUAGUUUCCAUUCUAAACAUUACAUCAGUAAAUGAUCAUAUUUAUUCCUACCAAACAAAGAAUAGUUCGAUACCAGAGGCAUUUAUCUAUUUAUUCCUUAGAGAAACCACUUUGACAUUGGAUCAAGAUAAUACUACAACCAAUUCAACACAACUUCAAAUUAAUAAUCAAAAGCUACAAAAAGAAAACACUACAACCAAUUCAACUAUACUUCAUAAUAAUAACCUACAAUUACUAAAAAAUAAUAGUAAUGAAUAUAGAAAUGGACCUCCUAUUGAUAUAGGAAAUCAUACCUUCUCUUUUGAUGCUUUAACAGGUGGAUCUCUCAGAUUUCUAUUGGAUAAUAGUUCCUACGUUCAAAUUAAUUGCACUACACCUCUAAUGUCCACUUUUAUCCAAGACAGAAAACUUAUUUCUCAACUAUAUAGAAUGAUUUGCAAAGUCAAUAUAGACUUAUCAGGCAAAUUUAAUGUACCGUCAAACUAUGAAAAGAAAUGGACAUACUAUUUAUAUGGUUCGGAUGAUUCUGGAUCGGAGAGUGGCGGUAUAUUUUCAAAAGGAAAGAAAUUCAAAUUCACAUUGAAAGGUUUAAGAAAGAAAAUUCCAUUUAUUCUUUCGCUUGAAUUAAAAGUACCAUUAGUCUUCGAUAUCAAAACCAAACAAAAAAUGAGCGGAUCUUUCACUCUUAAAGCUAGUUCACAAUUCCCAGUAGAUUAUAUUUAUUCUCCAUCAGACGGUUUACAAAUGGUUCCUUUUUCACCUGUGGUAUGGGAUACCCGAGGUACUCAUUUUAGCGAUUACGAUUUAAGUUGUAACUCUCAAAUUGAUAUUUCUGUUGGAAUUGGUCUUGAAGGAACAUUAUUUUUCCAAUCUUUGAGCGGAUAUCUCAGAUACCAUUACAUUUUCAAUACCUAUGACAAUCAAUAUAAUGGAAGCGUUCAUGGUUUAACCCUGAAAGAGAUUUGCGAUUCCGGAAAAAGACCUGAAACCCUAGUUUCUACCUAUUCAGCAGACCUAACUAUUGGUCUCAAAUUCUGGAUAUUUGGUUUAAGUAAAACCGUUGAAAUAGAAUUUGGUUCAACUCUGUUACAUUCACAAUGUUUGCGAGCACCUUGUACUAUACCAUUUAUAAGAUAUACUUGUGGAAAUUUAGUUGCGCCUGAAUGUCAAGAAGCGUCUUGGGGUCAAUAUAUCGGAUAUUCAGAGUCUGUAUUAACACACAAAUCAAUCAUGUCGAAUAACAUCCAGAAAGUAGAGAAUAACUUACAGAAUAUCUAUGACAAUAAUGAUUUCUAUAAUGGGUAUCUAAGUCUACAUCGUUCAAAGAAUGGUGAUGCUCCAGAGUUUCAUUAUAUCGAGCCAAUGCUACCACCAUUGAAAGAUGCCACCGUUGCCGACUUGGGUUGUGGUUUCGGAUUUUUCAGUAGAUAUUGUGUGAACCAAGGCGCUAAAUCCGUGGUCGCCGUCGAUCUCUCAGAGAAGAUGUUGGCACGCGCCAAACAACUACAUCAAGAUAAUGAACAAUACAACGUAAUCGAAUGGAUUCGUUCCGAUAUCGGAUCGAUAGAGUUGGCUACCAACCACUACCAGCUGGUCUACAGUUCACUGGCGAUUCACUAUCUCGAACAUCUGGAACCGUUGUUCAAGCGCAUCUAUCAGGCAUUGGUUAGCGGUGGUCGAUUCGUAUUCUCCACGGAACAUCCUAUCUACUCUGCACCAACAGAUCAAUCGUUCAAAUCGGAUGGCAAUCAAACAUACUGGCCAGUAGCAAACUAUUCGAUCGAAGGUAAACGUGAAACCAAUUGGUUUGUCAAUGGCGUUGUAAAGUAUCACAGAACCAUUGGAACUCUGGUGAAUCUACUGAUCGAAACAGGCUUUACCUUGAAUAAACUCGAAGAAUUCAGACCGACCGAACAACAACUUAAAGAUCUUCCAGAUGUAUUUUCAAUUGAACUUCAAAGACCUAUGUUUUUGAUGAUUUCCGUUACUAAAAAUUAA